AACUAAUGUAUUUGACAUGGUUUCAUACAGUUAGAAGACGCUUCGAGUUUAACUUUUUCUCCUGAGUCGUGUGGUUGAGGUACGUUAACCAAAGUACGUACAAAUUCCAUUGGUCAAUGUCAGGAAGUAGAAAACAUAGUGCAGACAUUCCAACACAGAUUUUCAAAUCUUUUGACUGUACAAAGGAUAAAAGAUAUUUGGCUUCUUUGAGUUAAACAUGUCAGACACAGAGGAACCUGUAAAUGGAGUUGUUCUUAAUGAACAGGAAUCUGAAACACAUUAUGUUAAUGAUAUCUGCCCAGAAGUUGAACAGGACCCUGCCAUUCAGCAAGAUAUGUGUCCAGAUAAAGUGGAAUUAGACCCAAAGGACAUAGAACGAAGAAAGAAAGUAGAAAUGAUUAUAAACAGCCAGAUGUUCCGUGAAGAAUUGGAAAGAAUUUUUGAGUCACAGAAUGAAGGUUACAAUCCUGCCAGCCUAUCAGCUUUACAGCAAGUUCGUGACCUCCUCCUCCCUUCUCGAGGAUCAUCAGCUUAUCAAGUAUCUCGAAACAUAAUUCCAAUCAAUGACAUUCGUGGUGUGGAUUGCCUCAAGUAUGGAAAAGGAGAGAAAUUACUAAGAUGUAAACUUGCUUCUGUUUUCAGGCUUUUAGAUAUGUAUGGUUGGACAGAAAACGUUUAUAACCACAUCACGUUACGAGUGAGUCCAGACCAGGAGCAUUUCUUGCUCAACCCAUUUGGCUUACAGUAUAAUGAAGUCACUGCUGCCUCGCUACUCAAGGUUGACAUGCAAGGUAACGUGGUAGAUCCUGGGACCACUAACUUCAGUUUCAAUAGGGCCAACUUCAUUCUUCACUCAGUUAUACACGCAGCUCGUUCAGACGUGAAUUGUGUUGUUCAUAUUAAGCACCCAGCAUGUGUUGCGGUAUCAGCAUCCAAAUAUGGAUUGCUUCCUACUUGCCAGGAAGCUGCCAUUAUUGGAGAAGUUAGCUAUCAUGAAUACCAAGGGAUUAUUAUUGAUCGUGAAGAACGAGAAUUAAUCAUCAAAAAUCUUGGCCCUGUUAACAAGAUCUUGGUGUUGCAGCAUAAUGGGAUAGUGGUGUGUGGAGAAACCAUUGAGGAAACCUUCAGUAUGUUGCGUCAUGCGAUUACUGCUUGCGAAACACAGGUUCAUCUUAUGCCCAUUGGUUUGGAUAAUAUUCAACUGAUGUCUAAAGAAGAGCAGCAACAAGUGAGAGAUAUGGUGAGGGGUCAGCAGGAGACAGAGAAAGUUCCAUUGUCCCCUGGUGCAGAAGAGAAGGAAAAAACGGAAGGAAAUGAAAAGCUGGUGAAGAGCAAAGUUUGGGACUUGGAGUUUGAAGCCCAGAUGCGUUUACUGGAAAAUGCUGGCCUUAGGACAGGUUAUGUGUUCCGUCAGUUGGUGAAAAGCGAAGAUCCACGUGUGAGGAAUGACAUUGAAGCUCCACCAGCAGCAUCCCUCUCUGGUUAUGUAGAUGAAGACAAGUGGUUAAGUCCUUUGAAGAAGCUAUUGGAAGGUAAAAAGACUCAAGAUAAGCUUCGUUGGGUGAAUUCUCCCAGCAUUCAACAGAAAGUAGAAGUUACAGAAACCACCAUCACUAGUUCCAAAAAAACCAGCAAGUUUGAUCUGGAGAGUUCCCCACCCCACAGCACCCCAAUAAAAACCACCUCACCCCCCCAGUUCCAUUCUCCUGAUGCACAAACAGAGAAUACCACAGUUGAACAAGUAGUAAUGAAUGAUGUGGAAGGAACUCAGACUAACGCAACCACCGUGGUGUACAAUCUAACAGAAGAAGAGAUGGACCAGUACAAGAGGAUAAUGGAGAAAAAGCAAAAAGGAGAAAAGGUGAGUGAAGUUCCAGAGAAACUGAAGCCGAUUAUUUUAGCACUCGAAUCAGGACAAGUAUCUUCUGUGACUGAGGUUGUCACUACUCCUGAUUCAAGGUCUUCGGCUUAUUCUGCAAGUUCUCCAAUGUCAGAUGAUGAUGUGUUCCAAUAUCCUUCUGGGACUCAACUUCAGCGAUCUCUCUCUGAUAAGGUGAAAGUUUCAGUUUCUAAGAAAGCCCACAAAAAGUAUCCUAGACAGUAUGCAUAUUCAGUGGAUCAAGCUAACUAUAGAUGGGAUGGUUCCACCACAACUGGAGAGAAGGUCAAGUCUACAGAAAGUGGUGAGGUGUCAGAUUCUUCCCAGAGCAGCAAAGAGGAAUCAAAAGACUCGAAGAAAGACAAAAAGAAAAAAAGAAGGGGUUAAGGACACCCUCAUUUCUGAAGAAACGUAAAGCCAAAAAAGAAGGAAAAGAAAAAUCAACUUCCUAAAUACUGUUCACCCUUUUGUCAGGGCACAGAAGAAAUCUCCAAAUGCAGGCUCUGAUGUUUUCUACAUUUGAUGUUUGCUAGAAGUCUUCCUGGCUAUUGCUAUUUUACUUUAUGAACUCAUCAGUUCUUGGCCUAUGGCAACUGUGUAACGUGUGUUCUUUAAAGUGUAGGAAAAUAAUUACAUGCAGGCUGCAGUGGAUUUGCUCAUUGUUUUUGUAAUAGUCUUUUAUACGCUUGCUUUUUAAUUAAAAUAUUGUUGUUAAAUUAAUCAUAAACUGUUGACAAGUGACUACAUGCCUUAGUAUAUAAUAAUGUCCAGGUAAGAGAAAUAAGGAAAUUAGUUUUGAUAAUUUUUUUAAGCUUAAAAUGUGUAUUUUCUGUGGAUGGUUGUUAAUAUUUUAAAUGUUUCAAAAAAUGCUGAAGUUGUUUUUAAAUCAAGCAAAUUAUACUACACAUAUAUAUUUACUUUUUAUCUGUUGUUAUGGGGCAUUUUUGUGGUAUCAUUGUAUAUUGUUAAAAAUUUGUUACUUUGGAGUGUUUUCUUAAAAGAAAAAAAUCAAGCUAUACAAAGAACUGGGACAAAAUUAAGUGAAGUUGAAAUAUGUUUAGCCAUUUAAUAUCAACUAUUAAAAACUGGGAUCAGGCCAAGUUUACUGCUGGAGUCAAUCUUAACUGUAGCUUGUCUGAGAUACAAAUACUAGAUGAAAAGACUAACUUUAUAAUGUCCAAAAAUAUCCCUUACAGCUAUUACCCCAUCUGAUAAAACAUUGCAUUCUAACUCUUUAAGUAAGAAUGUACAAACAGUAUAUUUAAUUAGCUAGAAUUAUUAAUGGUUUGAUUUUUACUUUUCAUCUGAAUAAGUUUCUUACUUUGAUUGAAAGUUGAAUGUUAAUGGUGUAAUUUUUAAUGAUAAAACCAAGCAAAGUUGAUAAUUUCAAAUUGCAUAAUUCCAGAAGCAUCACAUAGGAUGAAAUUUCAAACUUGAUCAUAAAAAAAUAAAAAAAGACAAAAAAAAAACUCAGGGUUUUUUAUCUGAAAGGCUUAGAAAUACCUCUAAAUUGAUUUAGCUGCCAUGUGACUAAUGUUCUAAUUUUUUACCUAUCUAGAUAAAAUUUAAAGAAUGGGUAUUGUCAAAUUAUAUGUAUAUAAUCUUCCUUUUUUAAUACAAAAAUACCUUCUUUUUUUUCUAUGGUGUGGUGAUGACAUUGAUACUGCACCGCAUGUUUGAAAAGUUGGGUCUAUAUGAUAAAUUUUUUUAUCUAUACAAUGUUAUCUUGAGCUUAAAAUGCAAAUUUUGGUUGAAACUUUUAUAUGAUCACAUUAAUUUUUUAUCAGUAUCUGUCAGUUUUCAACGUUUUACAGGAUUGUAAUAAGUAAUGAAUGUAUAUAAGAAAGGUCAUGUAUUAUAUUGUACGUGGUACUGCAAAGUCUGCCUGCUUAGUGACACAAAAUAAUUAAUCAGGUGCUCACUAUGUAUCCAUGUAACAAAAGGGAAGGAAACAUUUUUUGGAAAAGUGCCUUGAAUAAUUUGUCGUAAUUUUGUAUUACUUAUCAUGCUUUCCCCAUUAGUCCAAGUGCUUUUAGUUUUCAGUUUCUUAGCUGCUAAGUUAGAAAAAAUGUAAGACGGUGGAAAUAUGUUUUGAAAUAUCUAGAAUAUAAUAUUAUGCUGAAUGAAAAGGGAAUUGAAUGUCAUGUUACUGUCUGCAGUUGGACAUUAUAGCUAGUUACAUAGUUUAAAAUACUCUAAUUUUUUUGUCCCAGCAACUUGAAAAGUAGGCUCAUUUUGCUUAAGUCUUUGAAUAAGGAUAAAAUUAAGAAACUGAAACCCCAAAAAGUUCAGUUGCUAAAUUUUGAUAGUCAAUAUAAAGUGAUGAAAUGCUGUCAUGUUGGUGUAAAAAAAUAAGGCCAGCCGUUAAAUAGUUUUAUGCAACUUUACUGCUUUCUAGUGGGUGGGGGGGACAUUUCAAUGUGCAUGAUAGUGAUUGGCCACAUUUUUUCAGUAUUACUUUUUCAUUUUAGAUAUCAAUAAAGCAAUGAAAGCAUAA
Molecule: messenger RNA, 4376 nt
Organism: Limulus polyphemus (Atlantic horseshoe crab)
Lineage: Eukaryota; Metazoa; Arthropoda; Merostomata; Xiphosura; Limulidae
Product: protein hu-li tai shao-like
Exons: 18
Coding region: 218-2266 (682 amino acids)
Cellular component (GO): postsynaptic density; plasma membrane; cytoskeleton
Molecular function (GO): actin filament binding
Source: RefSeq, a predicted model, not a curated record